CACAUCUCGCGAUAUUUCCAGACUAUAAAUACAGCUGCUGUCGAGUUAUCCAGCAUCAGUCCAGUCAGUUCCACAGUUUGGAAAACUCUCCCAGUGAUCGAUUGUUUUUAAGAAGAAAUGGCAGCAGCUGAAGUCAUGUCAAAUCAGAGCGUGGUGGAGCGGGUGACCAACCUCCCUCUGGUCAGUUCCACCUACUGCCUGGUGUCCAGCGUGUACUCCAACACCAAGGACAACCACCCUUACAUCAGGACCGUGUGCGAGGCCGCGGAGCAAGGGGUCCGCACCAUCACCUCCGUGGCCCUCACCACCGCCUCGCCCAUCAUCGACAAGCUGGAGCCUCAGAUUGCCAUCGCCAACGACCUGGCAUGCAAAGGUUUGGACAAGAUUGAGAAAACCCUGCCGAUCCUCCACCAGCCCUCUGAGCAGAUCGUUUCCAGCGCCAAGGAUGUGGUAACCACCGCCAAAGACGUGGUGACGGGCACCGUGUCCGGGGCCAAGGGGACGGUCUCGGAGACCCUGACCAGCGUCGUGGAGAGGACGCGGGGCGCCGUGCAGGACGGGAUGGUGAAGACCAGGGCCGUCGUCAGCGGCAGCGUGAGCACGGUGCUGGAGAGCAGGGUGGCGCGUCUGGUGAGCAGCGGGGUGGACACGGCCCUGAGCACGUCCGAGAGUCUGGUGGAGCAGUAUUUGCCUCUGACGGAGGACGAGCUGGAGCUGGAGGCGAAGACCAUGAAAGGCGUCGACAAAAAGGAGCCGAGCUACUACGUCCGCCUCGGCUCCCUCUCCACCAAGCUCCGAAAGAGAGCCUACACCAAAGCCGUGGCCGGAAUACAAGACGGCAAGCAGCGCAGCAUGGAGUUCAUCUCUGAGCUCAACUCCACGGUCGACCUGAUUGAAUACGGCAGAAAGAACAUUAAUGGCGCAAACAAGAUGGUAAAUGAGAAGGUGAGCUCCUUGGUGGCAUGGAAGUCCAACAGGUCAACCCAGGAAAACGGACACGAUGCGGAGGCUAUUGAGUCCCGCACCUUGGCCCUGGCCCGCACCCUCACCCAGCAGCUCCAGACCACCUGCCUGGUCAUCGUCUCCAGCGUGCAGGGUCUCCCGAACCACAUCCAGCAGGAGGCGCUCUCCCUCAGCCACUCGGCCGCGCAGAUGUACAACGGCUUCAGCAAAGCGAAGGUGUUCGGGGACCUGCCCGACAGCGUGAUCACCACCAGCAGGGUCACGCUGGGCAGGAUGAAGGAUUCCCUGGACAACGUCAUGGAUUACCUGGUCAACAACACGCCGCUCAACUGGCUGGUGGGGCCCUUCUACCCGAGGCUGGCUCCGGAGCCCGAACCCGCUCCCGGCUCCUCGUCCCCUCAGCCGCCGCACAGGGAGGAGCCGAUGGAAGUGGAGAUGGAGCAACUGCAGUCUCAGCAGCAGCACUGACCCGUCCCAGCUUUACGUAUUGUGUCUUAUUAUGCCAUAUGUUUUGUGACGGCGUGUAGCCUGAAGUCAGCCAGAAUCUUAAGAUUUUAUACUUUUUAUUCUAGUUUGAAUCACAGUCUCCACAAAAAUGUGAUUUAAUUUUAUUUUAUAAGCGAUAUCCACUUUUAAAUUUGGGGAACGUUUCAAGAAACCAACAUUCACAUGACAUAUUUUAUUUCGUCAUAUGCUGACGAUAUGCUGUACUCCAUUUACAAAUCAGCAGUUUUAACUAUCCUCUUUAUACACGUGAACCUUCCUUUUAUAAAUGGUGGAAGUAUUACUCAUGUGCAAUGCUGUAUCAACUAUCAUCUGUGAUAUGUAGUAACACAAAUCCAGCAGUGGCUGCUGUUUCAUGAUAUAACGAAGCAUCAUCGAAUGUUCAGGCAUCUUUACACAUGUUCUCUGUCCUGAUAAUGAAACAAACUAACCCACAAUAAAAGUUGAGAUGAACUUUC
Molecule: messenger RNA, 1925 nt
Organism: Mugil cephalus (flathead mullet)
Lineage: Eukaryota; Metazoa; Chordata; Actinopteri; Mugiliformes; Mugilidae
Gene: plin2
Product: perilipin 2
Exons: 8
Coding region: 118-1431 (437 amino acids)
Biological process (GO): lipid storage; positive regulation of triglyceride storage
Cellular component (GO): cytosol; lipid droplet
Source: RefSeq, a predicted model, not a curated record